Messenger RNA from Nakaseomyces glabratus, 3513 nucleotides. It is a transcript of the gene BMS1, whose product is annotated as GTPase BMS1. Gene Ontology annotation, cellular component: 90S preribosome; nucleus. The record is from RefSeq and is a predicted model, not a curated record. NCBI's taxonomy places the organism in Eukaryota, Fungi, Ascomycota, Saccharomycetes, Saccharomycetales, Saccharomycetaceae. Gene Ontology annotation, biological process: endonucleolytic cleavage of tricistronic rRNA transcript (SSU-rRNA, 5.8S rRNA, LSU-rRNA); ribosome biogenesis; maturation of SSU-rRNA from tricistronic rRNA transcript (SSU-rRNA, 5.8S rRNA, LSU-rRNA). Gene Ontology annotation, molecular function: GTPase activity; ATP binding; ATP hydrolysis activity.
AUGGAGCAGACUAAUAAGGAGCACAGGAAAUCUAAAGAGAAGAAUACCGCUAAGAAGAAGCUGCAUACGCAGGGCCACAAUGCCAAGGCUUUCGCGGUAUCCGCGCCCGGCAAGAUGGCAAGAACCAUGCAGAGGUCAAGCGAUGUCAACGAGCGGAAGCUGCAUGUGCCCAUGGUAGACAGAACCCCUGACGACGAUCCUCCACCGGUAAUCGUCUCUGUGGUUGGUCCUCCAGGUACAGGUAAGACCACUUUGAUUAAGUCUCUGGUCAGGAGAAUGACAAAGACAACACUGUCGGAGAUAAAUGGUCCUGUGACCGUGGUUUCCGGCAAACACAGAAGACUGACGUUCUUGGAGUGUCCUGCCGAUGACUUAAACUCCAUGAUUGAUGUGGCCAAGAUCUCUGAUCUUGUCCUACUAAUGAUCGAUGGUAACUUUGGGUUCGAAAUGGAAACAAUGGAGUUCUUGAACUUGGCUCAACACCAUGGUAUGCCCCGUGUUCUGGGUGUGGCUACACAUUUAGAUUUAUUCAAGUCUCAAUCAACUCUAAGAGCCUCAAAGAAGAGAUUGAAACAUAGAUUCUGGACAGAAGUUUACCAAGGUGCUAAGCUUUUCUAUCUAUCCGGUGUUCUGAACGGUAGAUACCCAGACCGUGAAAUUUUGAACCUUUCCAGAUUUAUCUCAGUGAUGAAGUUUAGACCUCUAAAGUGGAGAAAUGAGCAUCCAUACAUGCUUGCUGACAGAAUUACAGACUUAACUCACCCAGAUUUAAUAGAGAGAAAGGGUAAAAAAGUGGAUAGAAAAGUAGCCUUAUAUGGUUACUUGCAUGGUACUCAAUUAUCCUCUGUUCCAGGCCAAAGAGUUCACGUAGCUGGUGUCGGUGAUUUAACUGUGGCCCAAGUUGAAAAGCUACCUGACCCAUGUCCUACUCCAUACUACCAACAAAAAUUGGAUGAGUAUGAAAGAGAAAAGAUGAAAGAAGAGGCUGCUGCAACUGGCCAAAUUACUAGUACAACUACGAGAAGACGUAAGAGAUUGGAUGAUAAAGAUAAAUUAAUUUAUGCUCCAAUGUCUGAUGUCGGUGGGUUACUAAUGGAUAAGGACGCUGUGUAUAUAGAUGUUGGUAAGAAGAAAGAUAGUUUAAGCUUUGUUCCAGGUCAAGAGAAGGGAGAGGGUGAAAAAAUGGUCACUUCUCUUCAACAAACGGACAAGACAAUUGCAGAGAAGUUUGAAGGUGUUGGUCUUCAAUUGUUCAGCAACAGUACAGAACUCCAUGGUGUUGAAGAAGAAGAAGAAGAAGAAAACGACGACGAUAAUAUGGACGAAGAAAUGUCUGAUAAUGAAAACGGCGUCCAAGACCAAGGUAGAACUUCAUUAAGAGCACCUAGAUUGUACGGUAAAUCUAUUCAACAGAAAGACGAUGAGAUCGAUAAUUUACCAAGUGAUGAUGAGCUUGAAGAAAAUGAAGAUGCAGAGCCUAAACUUGUCGAAAUUGACUUUGAUGAAAAGUCUCACACUAAGGAAAAACUAGCACUUGAUUCAGAUUCUGAGUUCGAGCUUUCCGAUGAUGACUCCUGGGAAAGAAAGGCUGCAGGAAAACUAAAUGGAACUAUUCAAAAAAAACGUGUGUGGGAUAUUGGUAAACUGAUUUACAUGGACAAUAUCACUCCUGAUGAAUGUAUAAAGAGAUGGAAGAAUGAAGACACUAGUGAUGAUGAAGAAGAAGACAUCGAGGCAGACGAAGACGAAGAAUUUUUUAAGAAAGCAGAGGCAAAAGAACAAACUAGCGCUGAGGCUGAUCUGGAAAAAUUUGUUCCAUAUUUCGAAAAGAUUGAAAAGCUGGUUACCAAAUGGUCUUCAUUCGAUGCUAUUAGCGACAGAUUUGUUGGUGCACCACAACUUGACGGUAAGAAAAACUCAACUGAUUCUGCCAAUGGGGAUGACGAUGAAGAAGAAGUGUAUGGUGACUUUGAAGAUUUAGAAGCUGAUGGUGAUUCUGAUAAAGAAAAAUCCGACGAGAAUAACGAAGAAGAAGUUGAAUCAGAUGGCUCGUUUACUAAUUUUGAUGCAGAAGAAAAGAAGGAACUGACAAUUGAGGAAGAAAGACAACUAAAUGCAGCAAAGAAGGAGAAAUUGAGAACUCAAUUUGAAAUGGAAGAAGGUGAAAACUUCAAAGAAGACGAUCCGGAUAAUGAGUUUGAUACAUGGUAUGAACUUCAAAAAGCUAAGAUAGCAAAACAACUGGAGAUCAAUGAGAAGGAGCUUCAAGAUAUGACUCCUGAGCAAAGACUGAGAAUAGAAGGUUAUAAAGCUGGUUCUUAUGUACGUGUGGUUUUUGAAGAUGUACCAAUGGAAUUUAUUGAAUCAUUUAAUCCAAGAUUCCCUGUCAUUAUGGGUGGUUUGUUGCCUACAGAACAAAAGUUUGGUAUUGUCAAUGCAAGAUUAAGAAGACACCGUUGGCAUAAAAAGAUCUUAAAGACUCAUGACCCAUUAGUUAUGUCAUUAGGCUGGAGAAGAUUCCAAACAUUACCUGUAUAUACAACUUCUGACUCUCGGACAAGAAUCAGAAUGUUAAAAUACACACCUGAGCAUACUUAUUGUAAUGCAUACUUCUACGGGCCUUUAUGUUCACCAAAUACACCAUUCUGUGGUGUUCAAAUUGUUGCCAACAGUGAUACUACUGGUAAUUUCCGUAUUUCUGCAACUGGUGUUGUGGAGGAGAUUGAUGUUGAUGUCGAAAUCGUAAAGAAGUUGAAAUUGGUUGGUUUCCCAUAUAAGAUUUUCAAGAACACUGCAUUUAUUAAAGAUAUGUUUUCAAGCGCUAUGGAAGUUGCAAGAUUUGAAGGUGCUCAAAUCAAAACAGUUUCAGGUAUUAGAGGUGAAAUUAAACGUGCACUAUCAAAGCCAGAUGGCCAUUUCAGAGCUGCAUUCGAAGAUAAGAUUUUGAUGAGUGAUAUUGUGAUUUUGAGAUCAUGGUAUCCUGUUAAAGUUAAAAGAUUCUAUAAUCCAGUUACUUCCUUAUUACUCUCAAACAAAACUGAAUGGAAGGGUGUGAGAUUAACGGGACAAAUUAGAGCUGCAGAAGGUGUUGCAACACCUGUAAACCCAGACAGUAACUAUAAGAAGAUUGAAAGAGUUGAAAGACAUUUCAAUGGUUUGAAGGUUCCAAAGACUAUUCAAAAAGACCUGCCAUUCAAGUCUCAAAUACAUCAAAUGAAGCCUCAGAAGAAGAAGACCUACAUGGCUAAGAGAGCAGUUAUCCUUGGUGGUGACGAAAAGAAAGCUCGUUCUUUUGUGCAAAAAGUAUUGACAGUAUCAAAAGCUAAGGAAGAAAAGAGGCAAUCUAAAAAGUCCGACCAAAGGAAGGAAAGGCUAAAGAAGCUAGCUAAACUGGAAGAAGAGAAAAGUCAAAAAGAUAAAGAAAAGAAGAAAGAAUUUUUCAGUAAGUAUGGUAAGAAGCGUUCAAAUGCUAAUGAUGAUGGUGACUUCAAGGCGAAAAAAUCCAGAAAGUAA